Molecule: messenger RNA, 950 nt
Organism: Aspergillus sclerotioniger CBS 115572
Lineage: Eukaryota; Fungi; Ascomycota; Eurotiomycetes; Eurotiales; Aspergillaceae
Exons: 1
Coding region: 203-697 (164 amino acids)
Source: RefSeq, a predicted model, not a curated record
CUGCUCUUGAUUGGCACAAUUCAAAGGAAGAAGAGUGCGCUUUCUUCUGCUUCUAUGAUAUAGUUUCAUUACUGGCCUUGUUGUCUGACACCUGAACGGGAUUCCCGAAUCACAAGCAUCGAGAUCGACACUUCGACCACGACACUUUACAUAUACUUCUACAUCUACAACAACUGAACUUGAGAAACCAUAUAUACCCACAAUGGCCGCCCAGGGUCCCUCCCCGCUGCCCCCCACGACAAUCCUCUCCUCCAAGCCCAUCUCCCAAGCCGCCGCACAUGAUUUCCUGGCCGCUUACCUCGAUCGCGCCGCCACAGACCCCGCACUCCAGCCCAAUGCCGGUAUCAGCGAACAUGGUCCCACCUCGCGCACUACGGCCGCAGCCCCGAAUCUUAUCUUGCACAAUCUGAAGCGCGUCCAGGCUGGACUGGCUGGUGAGGUCCUGGGUCGGGAUCUGGCUCUUGCGAAGCUCAGCGCCGGAGAGGAGGCGCAGUCUGGAAAUGACGGGUGGGAGGAUCCGAAGAAGCUGCAAGAGGUCGUUGCCGAGGAUGAUGAUGAAGGUCAGAUGGAACUGGAUGCUGCUGAGCCGGAGCAGGAUGCCGAGGCCGUUGGAGGUCUUGAUAAAGAGGAAAGGAAGCGGAAGAAGAAGGAACGGAGACUGGCAGAGAAAAGGGCAAAGGCCAAAUCGGACGCUUGAGUUUGAAGAGAAAGUAAAAGAAAAGUUUGCUUUGGCUGAUACGGGUUUGUAAUGGGUUGCAUCAGCUCUAUUAUGGGAUCUGCUUUUCUGUUGUUGUCUUGGGUUACAAAAUAGACAACGUGCAUACUGCAUUGGCGCAUUCAAGGCGAAACUGUCUUAUUGGAGGACGAUUAUGAUUUGCUUAUUUUACUUGUUAGAAACUCAAAAAAUCAUCCACGAGUAAAAGGCCUUCGAAGCCCAUGCCCGGGCCUUU